Molecule: messenger RNA, 1300 nt
Organism: Cottoperca gobio
Lineage: Eukaryota; Metazoa; Chordata; Actinopteri; Perciformes; Bovichtidae
Gene: rbm48
Product: RNA binding motif protein 48
Exons: 5
Coding region: 68-1150 (360 amino acids)
Cellular component (GO): nucleoplasm
Molecular function (GO): nucleic acid binding
Source: RefSeq, a predicted model, not a curated record
AUGCGCAUUAGAGCGAGAAUGAGCUCUUAUUUUGAAGGGUGUCAACCGGAAGAUUAUCUCCAGGAACAUGGCUGCGCCUGCUAACAACAAUUCAGGCUGUUGGGGCAUCCCAGAUGUUUAUAAACACCACGAACAGCGGAAAAUAUGCAUUUCUCGACCUAAAUAUAGAGACGGAAGGAAAGCAAAAGCUGUUAAGGUGUACACCAUCAAUUUAGAGUCUAGUUACCUGAUGGUCCAAGGGGUCCCGGCCAUUGGAGUAAUGCCCGAGCUGAUCCAACUGUGCGCCCUGUAUGGAGUUGUGGAGGAGUACAAGCCCCUGGACGAGUACCCUGCUGAGGAGUUCACAGAGGUUUACCUUGUCAAGUUCCAGAGACUCACUAGCGCCAGAGCAGCAAAACGACACAUGGAUGAGAAGAGUUUUUACGGUGGUGUGCUGCAUGUGUGCUACGUGCCAGAGUAUGAAACUGUGGAAGACACCAGGCUAAAGUUGCAGGACAGGAGGAGAUAUAUAAUCAGGGCUGUUCAGAAUAAAGCAAGAGAAAGGGAACAGAAGGAGGCCGUAAACGAGGAACCCACUUCAUCAAUCAGGGCCACCACAUCAGAGACGGUCAUCAACAGACACGAUAAAACCUCUGACAAUGAUAAUACAGCCAUCGUAAGCCAUUAUUCAGGCUUUCCUCUACUGCCAUUACCUCCCCAGGAAUAUCAUUACUACAGGCAUACAAAUCAACAUGGGACUAUACCAACAGAGGACAAAAUGGGGACAUUACAUAACGCCAUCAUUGACACAAAACGGCAUCAAGCACAUAAUUCAAGCUCCAGCCAAACCUCUUCAGACCGAGACAGAGGCACAGAACAGAGACUGACCUCAAAUCAGUCUUCGGCAGCAGUCAGAUUUGUCCCAAGGACCACACAAUUGGAGAACAGGAAACGCAGGAUGGAAGAGGCUGUGGAGCAGUCACUGACUGAUGUUACUAUGAACAAUGAACCACUUAUUGGGCCAAAGCUACCAGAACCUCCGAAACUGGACAUGGAGGAUGUGUCACUGAACACAACUGUAAACUUGAUCAGGAACACAAUGAAACAGGUGGAAUCAGUUCCUGACCUCAAACCAGUGGCGAAGAAAAUGAAACCACGUCGUCGGAUUUGAUCGCACCACCUUGAUCUUGAAAUGUAUGCAGAGAUUACUGCUACUACGUUGGAAAAUGACCAAACUGUUUCUCUUGGCAUCUUGUUUUUAUUGACACACCCCACAAUGCAAACAGCAUUUUUUAUUAAAGACUAUAUUUCUGUAAAUGCA